Molecule: messenger RNA, 1068 nt
Organism: Tricharina praecox
Lineage: Eukaryota; Fungi; Ascomycota; Pezizomycetes; Pezizales; Pyronemataceae
Exons: 2
Coding region: 1-1068 (355 amino acids)
Source: RefSeq, a predicted model, not a curated record
AUGUCGAGUGACACCAUCAUGAGCAUGGCAACCUCCUCCUAUUCCUCCUCCCCCUCCUCCCCCUCCUCCUCCUCCGAUAUCGAGAACAUCAUCAUCCAAUGGACCGCUCUCAAAUCUCGCAUUAGUCACUACACCACGGCGUACUUCGACGACAUCAAGCUCGAUCCCGAGAGCCUUCCUCAGCGCCUGCAUAAUUAUGUGGGCUACUACGGCCACAUAUGGUUGGAUCAACAGCAGCCAGCCGCGUGGGUGAUCGAAAAGCUCAUCUUCACCUGGCUGAACCACCACAUCUUUGGCAAGUACUGCUUCGGGCUGGAGGAGGCGGAGGACGAGGAGCUGCAGAAGUGGGAGGUGAAGUUGGCGACGCAGGAGUCCGAAGCCUUUGCCAACCUCUGGCGCAAAGACGUUAUCUCUCGCCUCGUCAACCACCAAGAUCACGUCACCGCUCGCAGCGAGCGGAUCCGGUCCCUCGCUGUCGAAUUCGAGACCGAGAUGCUCCCACACCUCCUCGAGGCACCAUCAUCCGCCGACCGCGCUGCCGAGCUCCACCAAAUCGUGGACAUAGCGGUCAAAGUCCAUCUCUCGAUGCGCGGCGCUCUGUCCCGCUUCGACGUGGUGUUCAUGGAGAAGUUCUGGUGCCCGGGGAGUGACCGCUUCCAUCUGUGGGCGAUGGAGACGCUGGGGACGAUGGAUAUCCUGGACGCGGGGGAGGGUGCAUCGGAGGCGAUUGAGAUGCAGCGCGCUGUUAGAGAGCAGGUGGCCAUCCGGGAUCGCCGUUCGAUGGAGGAGGAGACGAGGAGGAGGAGCGCGGAGAAGGAGGAGGAGACUUUCUGGUGUGCGUUGGGGAGGGAGGCGGAAGGCACGGUAGAGGCGGAUGAGGCGGAUGAGACCCCCUCGUGGAUCCGUGAGAUGGAUGCAGCGAGGAGAGACCAGUAUAUGCGCGAGCUCUCGGGGGAGCCGAGGGGUGAGAGAGUGGCGUUGUUUGUGUCGCCAGCCAUCGUGGAGCUGAAAGAGGGCGGGAGGGCAGCUUUCCUCGUUAAGGCCAGUGUGUGCACGGCAAAUUUCUAG